UGAGCACUCAUAAGAUGCGCCAUUUUAUUUAUCAAAACUAAAAGAAAACGGUGGAGGUUGUUGGUUGUUUCUAGGAACUUAGAAUUAGAUGUCAAUGAAAUUUUUGAUGUCAAAUUAGUCCCAUCUCUUCUGUCACCAGAUAUUUCCUUAAUUGUGUAUUAGUAUCCUAAUAAUUUAGAAAUAUUUGAUAUUAAACAACUAGUUAAGAUACUGCUUGAACAAUGAAUAUUGGAAUUAAUGGAAAUAGAACAAUAUGUAAAUUUAACCUCAAAGGAAUGUGCAGGUUUGGUACAAGAUGUUGGAACUUACAUGAGAUUCCCGAAAAAAGCCCUCACAAGAUUAUAGAAAAAUAUGAGCCAAAUGAAGAAGAUGGAGCUUGUGCUCUUCCUCUUAUUAAACAAACAGAACUCUCACCUAAGAAUUACGGACCUGGUACAUCUACAACAGAAACUGCUAUAAGUCUGGUUAAGAAGGUAUCAGAAUCUGAAGAAAAAAUCUGUGGUAUUUGUUUUGAUAUAGUUUUAAAAAAAUCAAGGUCUCAGCAGACAUUUGGUAUACUUCCUAAUUGUAAUCACUGCUUCUGUUUUACAUGUAUAAGAAAGUGGAGGCAAAGUAAAGAAUUUGAAUUUGAAGUGUCAAAAGCUUGUCCAGAAUGUAGAAUUACAUCAGAUUUUGUCUAUCCCUCAAGAAUAUGGAUUGAAACAAAAGAAGAAAAAUUGAACUUUAUAGAUGGCCAAAGACAUAAAAUGAAAAAACAAGACUGUAAAUAUUUCCGCCAAGGUUCAGGAAAGUGUCCGUUUGGAAAUACAUGCUUAUAUUUACAUGCCUUAUCUAAUGGAACAGUUGUAGAUGUAGGGCCACCCAAAGCUAGAAGACGAAGAGGUAUGGGGUCUGGUGAAAGGGAAGAUAUAGACCAGAGAGAAGUAUUAGAACAAAUAUUGUUAUGGAUGAACGAUGAUGAUGAUGAACUUACCAAUGGGCUGUUUGAUUUAGAUUUGAAUGAUCCGUAUAUAGCCAUCCAAUAUUAUGAUAAGGGCGAUUUUGAAUACUACCUUGCCAUGGACCAACUGAUGAAUGAUUACGGAACGGAUGAUGAUGGCGAUGAUGACGAUGAUGAUAUCUCUUUCGAUUACUGAUCUUUCAUUUGUUAAUAUUUUUCUAUUGUCGUUUAAUUACUAAUUAAUUUGGGAAUAUUGUCUGUAUUUUAAAGAAUAAAGAAAUAAAUUUAGUUAGAA
This is a messenger RNA of Diabrotica balteata, 1235 nucleotides long. The record is from the annotation of a GenBank genome assembly. Lineage: Eukaryota; Metazoa; Arthropoda; Insecta; Coleoptera; Chrysomelidae.